AUGAUGACAAUGACGAUUGCGAUAUUAUACGAUGAUGAUGACGAUGAUGAUGACUAUGACGAUGACGAAGACUAUGACGAUGACGAUUACCAUAAAGAUGACGAUGACAAUGACGAUGACGAUGAAGAUGAUGAUGACGUUGGCCAAGACGAUGACGGUGACGAUGACGGUGACGAUGACGAUGACGAUGACAAUGACAAUGACGACGACGAUGACGAUAAUGAUGACGUUGACCAUGACCAUGACGGUGACGAUGAUGAAGACGAUGAUGAUGAUUAUGCUGAUGAUGAUGAUGACGAUGAUGAUGAUUAUGAUAAUGACGAUGAUGAUGAUGACGAUGACGAUGACGAUGACAAUUACCAUGAAGAUGACGAUGACAAUGACGAUGAGGAUGACGUUGACGAUGACGUUGAUCGUGACGAUGAUGGUGACGAUGAUGAAGUUGACUAUGACGAUGAUGAUAAUGAUGACGACGAUGACGAUGACGGUGAUGAUGAUAGUGAUGAUAACGAUGACGAUGAUGAUGACGAUGACGUUCAUGAUGACGUUUGCCACGACGAUAAUGAUGAUGAUGAUUAUGCUGAUGAUGAUGGUGACGAUAACGAUGAUAAUGAUGAUGACGAAGACGAUUAUGAUGACGAUGACAAUGGCGAUGAGGAUGAUAAUGAUAAUGAUGAAAAAGACGAUGACAAUAAUGAUGACGAUGACGAUGGUAAUGACGAUAAUGAUAAUGACGAUGAUGAUGACGUUGACGAUAAUUAUACGAUGAAAAUGACGAUGACGAUUACGAUGACGAUAACGAUGACGAUGACGAUAACGAUGACGAUGACAAAGACAAUGACGAUGACGAUGACGAUAACGAUUACCACGAAGAUGAUGGUAACAAUGACGAUGACGAUAAGACAAUGA
Molecule: messenger RNA, 909 nt
Organism: Parnassius apollo (apollo)
Lineage: Eukaryota; Metazoa; Arthropoda; Insecta; Lepidoptera; Papilionidae
Source: the annotation of a GenBank genome assembly